Messenger RNA from Aphanomyces invadans, 586 nucleotides. RefSeq lists its product as hypothetical. The record is from RefSeq and is a predicted model, not a curated record. NCBI's taxonomy places the organism in Eukaryota, Oomycota, Saprolegniomycetes, Saprolegniales, Verrucalvaceae. The transcript has a single exon. Bases 69 to 416 code for a protein of 115 amino acids.
CAAAAACACGCGAGCGGUGGGGGCUACCGCCGCCCCGUGUUGCUGGCCCAGUUCCCGUUGAGGCCAUCAUGUGCUACUCGGUGCCCGAGCCAGCGUCGGUACGCUGCAGAGCUGCGGCGCCUCAGCCGAACCCUCAGCGGAAGCGUCACACGAGCCAUAUCUCGAACCUCCUGCGGAGGGCACUUGAAAAUGUGGGAGGACCGACUGCCGUGGACACAGCCGUCGUUGCGUCUCUUGCGCUCAAAAUCGAGCGCCUCUUGCAUCGCUGCUGCCACGACGCGGACGUUGCUGCAGAGUGGCCCCUCGAAGUGCUCGAGAUGAAGAUGCGGCAGCUCAUCGUUUCCAUUUUGCGGGCAAAAACCACGGCGUCCCUUGCCCCGAACAACUACACGCUGGACACCGUGCCAUCCCGUUGACACGAUCGAGAGCGCGUGCAUUUUUUCCUCAUGGUAGAGUUGACGUCGAUUGAGCGGUCAUGUCGCGUCGCUCUUGUUUAGCCGCAUCCUUGAUGCAAGAGGCCGGUCUUGUCGACCCUGCUGUCGUAGAUCGUCUCCAAGAUGAAUAGCCAUCAUCUUGCCAUUGCAUA